Messenger RNA from Belonocnema kinseyi, 6477 nucleotides. RefSeq names its product Down syndrome cell adhesion molecule-like protein Dscam2. Gene Ontology annotation, molecular function: protein binding. NCBI's taxonomy places the organism in Eukaryota, Metazoa, Arthropoda, Insecta, Hymenoptera, Cynipidae. The coding region runs from base 1 to 6174 and encodes 2057 amino acids. Gene Ontology annotation, cellular component: plasma membrane; axon. Gene Ontology annotation, biological process: axon guidance; cell-cell adhesion. The record is from RefSeq and is a predicted model, not a curated record. The transcript is spliced from 26 exons.
AUGGAAGGCUACACUGCUGCAAAACAUUUUAGACCGAUCAGCCUAACGUCUUAUAUUCUAAAGAUGCUGGACCGAUUUGCUUUUGCUGUCCUCAAACCGAGGUUCCUUCAUGCGGCUGUGGUCUGGUGGCCAGCAAAGGGCUUCAUGUUCUGUGAAGUCCUCCUACACCUCGCGAUAACUGCAAAAGCGGCACAUGCGAUGGGCCGCCUGGCCAGAGUAAACAGAUGGACUCGGGGGACUAGACACACUAGGCACCCGAGCGACAUCAGCUCACUGCCGAUACUUGAGAUGAGGCUGGAGAGUAUAACAAAAAGCUUCGACUUCACCAAGGCUUUCCGCGUCUGCUUUCCAGAUAGGGAUGUGUGGAAAGGAAAUGGGCGAGGGGUCGUGCUGGACAGUCAAGGACCUGUGCUGGUGUCAGAGCCACGUCCGGUGAUGGAGUUUUCAAACGACACUGGGACGAUGAUUCACUGCUUGGCACAGGGUAGUCCAACGCCCCGCGUCGAUUGGGUGAUGGGCGACGGUUCGUCAGUACUGCCAAUAUCUCGUAUCCGCGAAAUUCUGAUGAAUGGAUCCAUGUAUUUCUUGCCGUUCGGUGCUGAGAGUUAUCGUCACGACGUUCAUUCUGCUGUCUACAGAUGCCAAGCUUCCAACAGCGUCGGCAGGGUGCUCGGUCGUGAAGUCAGCGUAAAAGCUGUGGUUCGCCAGAAAUACGAGGUGCAAGUGAGAGAUGCUUACGUUUUCUCUGGUAACACCGGUGUACUCAGAUGUGAAAUUCCAGCUUUUGUGAAGGAGUACAUCGCUGUAACAUCUUGGGUUCAGGAUUCCGCUUUCAACAUCUACCCUUCUCCCGAGAGCGAUGGAAAAUACCACAUGUUGCCGACUGGGGAACUUCUAGUUUUCAGUGUGACAUCCGCGGAUGCACAUUUUAGUUACCGCUGUCGUACUGUUCAUCGCGUCACUGGGGACACGGUCGAAAGUUCUUCCUACGCCCGCCUCGUUGUUGCCGAACAUCGAAAUCCUGUACCCCCACGAUUCAACGAACGCGUAAGCCCGGCUCCAAUUCGUACCGGGGAAACUAUAGUUCUAUCCUGCAUCUCUCAAGGAAUACCACCACCAAUGUACCUCUGGUUUCGCGAAUCCAUUUCUGGCACUGAGAUGAUCGUCAAUUCCGAGAGAAUACAUUCCAGGGCUGGCGUUUUGGUCUUACAGUCUGCCAGGAUUGAGGAUGCUGGACGUUAUGUUUGCCACGCCAACAAUACAGCUGGUUCCGAAAGAGUGGAACUUGAGGUUUCGAUUAUAAGCAGUCUUUCGAUACGUCUGCAGCCUCAACAGGUGACUGUCGACCUUGCUAAAGACGCGGAGUUUCAAUGUACAUUCACAGGUCAACCAACUCCUAUAAUAUCUUGGGCGAAAGACGCUCUUCCCUUGAGAGAAGGAACUUCCGGCAGAAUCAAAAUUUUAGGCAACAAUGGUACAAUUCUGCACAUAUCUUCCAUCACUCGUGACGACAAGGGAAUGUACCAAUGCUUUGCGAAAAAUGAUUACUCAAUGGUGCAAGCUACAGCCGAACUACGACUUGGAGAUGCGUCUCCUCAACUAGUGUACAAAUUUAUUGAACAAACGAUACAACCCGGGCCUCCAGUAUCUCUCAAGUGCAUCGCUACUGGAAACCCAACACCACACUUCACUUGGUCCUUAGAUGGGUUUCCACUUCCUCAUUACGACAGGUUUAUGAUAGGACAAUACGUCACGGUACACGGAGAUGUUAUAUCUCACGUAAACAUAAGUGGCGUUCGCGUAGAAGAUGGCGGAGAAUAUAGAUGCACAGCGGACAAUCGAGUAGCGAAGGUGUAUCAUGGGGCACGCCUAAACAUUUAUGGGCCACCCCUCGUACGUCCUAUGGGUAAUUAUGCUGCUGUCGCUGGUGAAACGACUGUCAUCAAGUGUCCCGUGGCUGGCUUUCCCAUCUCCAGUAUCACUUGGGAGAAAGAUGGCCAAGUUCUUCCAACCAGUCGGCGGCAGGAAGUUUCACGAAAUGGUACUUUGGUCCUUCAUCAUGUGGACAGUAGCACCGAUAGAGGCGAAUAUAGAUGCACUGCCAAAAAUAAGCAAGGGCGAUCGCAUUCUAAAACUGUACAAAUUGACGUCAAAGUACCACCAAAAAUCAAUCCAUUUUACUUUCCCGCCGACGUUCAGGCGGGGGCGAGAGUGCACGUGACUUGCGUCGUAAGUGAGGGUGAUUCUCCAUUGAGGAUAGUUUGGCUUAAAGACGGAGGUCCCUUAAAUAAAGGAGAAGUGGACACUCAUCAAAGUGGCGAAUUUGAUCUCGCUCUCAAGAUUCAUAGCGCUUCACCGGCUCAUAAUGGGAAUUACACGUGCGUGGCGAGUAACGACGCCGCGAAUACUUCGCGCACAGAACAUUUACAGGUCCACGUGCCGCCUAGAUGGGUGAUGGAGCCUCAAGAUGUUCAUGCACCCGAAGGGAUGUCAAGGUUAACACUGCACUGCCAUGCUGAUGGAUUCCCACCUCCUACAGUAACGUGGCGCAGGGGGAGUGGAAAAGGACCUGGAAAUUAUCAUGAUAUCAUGAACCAUGAACACUCGCAGGAUCUUAACAUGCAUACAAAUGGGUCCCUCGUUUUUGGAAGGGUGCAGGAAGGCCAUGAAGGAUAUUAUCUCUGUGAAGCAGUCAAUGGCAUUGGCGCUGGGUUGAGCAAAUUGGUUCACUUAACUGUUAACGCGCCAGCGCAUUUUAAAGAGAAGCAUCGGAACCAGACAGCACGCUUAGGGUCAAACGCUUCAUUGAGAUGCGACGCAAAAGGUGAUCAUCCCUUAAAAAUCAUCUGGCGGAAAGCUGGAUCCCUGCUUGAACCUUCCGUCUCAGAUUACCGUUACACGGUAAAAGAGCUCAAUACCACUGACGGAGCAGUGAGCAUUCUUGAGCUUAUCGGCACAACGAGGGAGGAUAGCGGUCGAUAUUUUUGCAUGGCAUCAAAUGCUUAUGGACGAGACGAAAUGACGAUGCACCUCUACAUUCAAGAGCCUCCAGACUUCCCAAAAAAUUUACGAGUUAUGGAUAAAGGAAGUCGAUUCCUAAAAUUAGGGUGGACUACCAGUCAAGAUGGUAAUAGUCCAAUCACCAAGUACAUCAUUGAAUAUAAGAUUGAAGCCGAAGUAUGGCAUGAUCAUACUUUUCACACAAUCGUUCCUGGAAAUGAAGCUCAAGGACAUGUUGGUGGAUUGCGACCAGCAGUAACGUAUCAGUUUCGAGUAUUUGCUGAAAAUGAUUUAGGCAGGAGUCAAGCAAGUGAUAUAUUGGAUGUGACAACAGACGGAGAAAAGCCUGGAGGUCCUCCUCGAAAUCUGAAAGUGGAUCCCAUUAGUUCAACAGAAUUUAAAGUAACGUGGGACCCACCAGAUCAUGAUUUAUGGAAUGGAGAAAUUUUUGGAUACCAUGUAGGGUACAAAGAGCACAGAUUGGCUGCAGAACAGUAUACCUAUCGAACAGUGGAAGGUCGAAUAUCAUCAGCAAGUCUUGCAUUAGGAUUGGCACGAACUUCCAUGCCUGGUCGUUCCUGUCACUUAACUAGUCUGAAAAAAUUUACUCGAUAUAGUAUAGUAGUUCAGGCUUAUAAUGCCUUAGGUCAAGGCCCAAUGUCUCCAGAAGUUGUUGGAACUACACUUGAAGAUGUUCCAGGUAGUCCACCUCAAGAUGUUCGAUGUACUGCCCUUUCAUCGCAGUCUCUGCAAGUAUCAUGGGAUGCACCACCAGACUCGAGCUUGAAUGGAAUCUUAAAGGGUUAUAAGGUCAUGUGGGAGAAUAUGGAUCUCCUGACGGAAACUACAAAAUCAGAAACGAAGCUCACAACGGCUUUAACGGUUGUCAUAAAUAAUUUAGAGAAGCAUGCGAAUUAUUCCGUUCAGGUUUCGGGAUAUACAAGAGCCGGAGAUGGAGUAGCAUCAGCUUCCAUUUAUUGUGUGACAGAAGAAGACUUGCCGGAAGUGCCCGCGGGUAUUAAGGCGGUUGCGAGUUCGAGUAAUUCCAUUAUAGUGUCUUGGCAGCCACCGCUGAGAAGCAAUGGUGUUAUCACGUCUUACAGUGUUCAUGUUCAUGGUCCGGAAGGGAAGUGGUUCCGCAGAGCUUUACCACCUCACCAAACGAGCUACCAGGCUGAGAAUCUGACUAAAAGGAAUCAAUAUGAAUUUAGCAUUGCUGCGGUAACUUCAGUUGGGGAGGGACCCAGAACUCCAUCUGUUGCUGUCUCACCCUCCAGUGAAGUUCGAGCAGCAGUAUUUUCGUUCGGGACAACCCUCGUCGUUCCUUGGAAGCAGGAUGUAACACUACCAUGCCAAAGCGUUGGAAAACCAGAACCAUCAAUAAUCUGGAAGCAAUGGGGAGAGAUGGUGAAACCAUCCACACGGGUCUCCAUGCAACCCGAUGGCUCUUUACAGAUAACGGAUCUCCAUAGAGAAGACAGCGGAAAUUACACCUGUCUCGUUGAAAAUCGACAUGGCUCUGAUCAAAUCACACAUCGUUUAACCGUUCAAGUACCUCCAGCUGCACCACUGUUACAUGCUACUAGUUCCACAAGUAAUUCCAUAAACGUACAAUGGAAAAAUGGAGAUGAUGGUGGAGCAUCAAUCAGGGGCUAUAUUCUUCAUUACAAACGCGAAUUCGGUGAAUGGGAAGAAGUUCGAGUGUCGCACAAAAUAAACAGCUACCUAUUAUCGCAACUUUGGUGUGGAACAGACUAUCAAAUAUACCUAACAGCCUACAAUAGAAUUGGCAUGGGUUCUCCAAGCGAAAUAGUAAAAUCAACGACUGAAGGUUCUAAGCCUGCAGACUCUCCUGCAAGUGGAGAUAGAUUUAUUACAGUUAAUGUUUCUUGGAUCAUUCUUCAUCUGCAUAUGUGGAAUGAUGGAGGGUGUCCUAUCACUUUUUUUGAGUUGGAGUACAAGAGAAGUGGGGAGGAACUUUGGACACUUGUUUCUAAUAAUAUUGAGGUACAAAAGACUUAUACACUUAGUGAAUUGCAACCGGGAACAACCUACGAAGUACGAAUUAGAGCGCACAACAAUGCUGGUUCCUCGGUAGCAGAAUAUAAAAUAUCGACGUUACAGCCACACAGCAGUUCUACUGUACCUGCGAUCGAAAUCGAUCAUUUUAUUCCGCAGCAUACACCUGUAUACUCGGAUUUAAAACUUAUUGUACCUUUGGUGUUGAGUUCGUUUGCAGUCAUCUCUGCUGCUGGAGCUGUAUUUUACUGUUUUAGAAAACGGCCUUUGAUGGGUGACCUAGGAAGUCUACAUGAUGCACAGACUGCAGCUGCCUUAGAUAAUAAGCAAAAUAUGGAGCAACGUGAACAGUAUUAUGCGACUGUACGAAAACCCCUUCGAUCGCCAAUUCACGAAAUGGGUACUUUGGAAAGGAUACCAGAGUACUCGGAAGAUAUUUAUCCCUAUGCAACAUUCCAGUUAAAGGAAAGCGUACCUGCAAGUGGCGAUAGUCGUUGUGACUCUGCUGCCCCACUUCAAACUUUUGUCUAUCAUGAUCCGCGGUUAUCAGCUGCUGACACACUCCAGUUGCGAGAGUCGGAUUGCAACCGGUACACUAAGGUGCGCGGAGGCCGUUCGUCCUCUGCGCCAUUGCAUAAAACGCACAAGACCAAUCAGGGAAAGUCCGAGUCGGAGGAGUACGACACCCUGGGCUCGGACAGCGACACGGAAGUCGGGACCAGCAGCCGAACUGAGUCUUCCAAUCACCUCGUCGAUUCGCACCUUUCGGCUUCUGUAGCUGCGGCUGACGCGCGUGUUCACAACUUCCUGUACCAUGGACCAGAAUCUAGCACGUCUACAGAACCCUCACCGGUUUUUGAGAGAAAAUCGUUUCCUGGAAGGGGACGACCCAAGGUGUUACAGUUGGCGCGUUAUACCAGCGAGGAGGCCCGGUCAAUCUUCGGGAUCAACAGGUCUGGCCAUUCCAGGCACCAGUCGAGCUCUGUCUUCCGGGAGCACCAGCAGCAGGAGCGUGACGGAUCGGGAUUGUUCAUCCCCAAAUUGGAUCCACCCUCGGGUUUCUCCGACGCGCAUGAAUUGAGCGAAGCCGAAUGCGACUUAGAUCGAGGACGAGGUGGUCAACGAAAUCUUCGUGACUUCAUUAUCGCAGUGUAAAUAAAAAUGAUCGUAAGCGUGUUUUUUCGUGAAUUAUCACUGAAUUUAUUACAUAAUUCGUUUCGAAUUACAUCGACGUAAGCAGAAUGGAUACUGAACUGCCACUAUCAACACGCGCAAAGCGCGUAACAUACUCGGUCUUAAUACGUAAUUUCAAAAUCUGACAUUCGCGCGCCAAGAAGUUGUCUUGUUGAUAUAUCGUAUACUUUAUAACAUAUAUGUACAUUGUUUAAUACGAGAUUCGUACACUUAUGUUUCAAACGAUUUUAGAGAUUGUUUAUAUUCUAUUUACUUUGUAAAAUA